UUGCAAGCGUCCACAGAGACAAGCACAACCCAACGACCGACGAACCGAGCGAACGAGCGCGAUGGUCGGCGACUGGAGCGGCUUUGUCUUCAAGCAGGGCGCGCUCAUCAAGUCCUGGAAAAAGCGGUUCUUAGUCGUGCAGGGCCGCCACGUCACGUACUAUGACCGCAGCGUGCACGAGCCGAACCCGCGCGAGAAAGGCAGCCUCGUGCUCGUCGACGUGACGCAAAACUUUGGCUUGAAGAACGGCCUCGUGCUCCACGACGUCAAGGGCCGACAGAUGAAGAUGUAUACGCUCAGCGCCACCGACUUGGACGAGUGCUUCACGGCGCUCCAGGCCGCGUGCGGCGCCAAUGCGAGACCGUCGCUCCUCGAUGUGCGGGCGUCCUCGAUUGCCUCAGACCGAGCGUCGCUUGUCGUGCGUCGAGAUACGCACGUCGGCGCGCCGGUCGUCUGUGUCGUCGAUGGCGGCGGGACGACAAUUCAGCGCGGCUGGCUCUACAAGGAAGGCCAGCGCGUGCGCAAUUGGAAGCGCCGGUUCUUUGUCUUGACAGGCGACCACGUCGCGUACUUUGCCAAACAAGGCGAGAACCCCAAGGGCGAAGGCCGCGUGUGUGGCGUCUCGCUCGACAUGCACAAGCCGCUCGGGAUGCUGCUGCAGCUCGACGCCAACGACCGCGUCUUGCGCGUCGCGGCAGAAACCAACGACGCGCUCGCGCGGUGGCACGCGGCCUUUACGGCCUGCGUGCGCACACUGCCCAAGCCGCGCCUUUGCGGGUACCUCCUCAAGAAAGGCCGGACGGUCAAGGCGUGGCGGAAGCGCUACUUUAGCAUUGACGGCGUGAGCAACCAGCUCUCGUACAGCGACGCCGACGGCGCGCCGCCAAAGGGAUUCGGCCACGUCGUCGACGUGUGCGUCAACACGAAGCGGCCGUUCGCGCUGUACAUUCACUUGGCGAGUGGCCGGCGGCUCGCCGUGGCAGGAAGCACGCAAGCCGAGGCCGACACGUGGCUAGCCGUGCUGGAAGACAUUGCUGCCGACGUGCCAAUGCAGUGCGUGGACGGCAGCCACAUGGGCUGGCUGCAAAAAGAAGGCAGCGGCGUCAAGUCGUGGAAGCGGCGCUUCUUCACCCUCCACGGACGGUCCCUUGUGUACCGCAAGUCGCUCGACAGUGCGCCGCUGGGCGACGGCGUCGUGACGGCUGCGACGCCAGGGACAGCGCGGGCGUUUGCCAUCGACAUUGCAUUGGCGUCCGGACGGGUCCUCGUCGUCGCCGCCAACUCGGCGCGCGAUCGAGAGCUGUGGUUGUCGGCGCUGGCAGUCGUCACCGGCCAUGUGCUUGUCCUCGAUGGCGUUGCGUGGACUCGGCGGUUCGCGGUCCUCGAGGGCCCGACGCUUUGCAUCUACGACUCGGACCAGAUGACAGCCGGCGUGAUGCAAGGAGACGUCAUGCACGUCAGCGACGACGCGUCGUGGAGCGCCGAGGUGACGCUCUCGUCCGGCCGGCAGGUUGUCUUGGCCGCGGACGGCGACGCCACAAUUGACGCGUGGCGCACGGCCCUGCGCGCUGCGAUGACGGCUGCGGACACCGUGGUCUCGAGUGCGUCGUGGUCGACGUUGGAUGCGGACGAGGACAAGAGCAGCUCGUCGGACGACGCUGUAAUCCCGCUCUUGAGCCACAGCGACUUGACCGACAUCUUCAACACGAGCGACUUGGCGUUGCUCGAUACGAGCCCCUCUAACUUAAUGGACCUUCUCGACGCCCGCAGCAACGACGACGACGACGACUCUGUGGCGUCCGUCAACGGUAGCGAUCCGCGAUGCGCGAUGCAGCGACAGGGCAGCGUCGAGUCGACGUACUCGGAGUUUGAAGACUGAGGCGAUCGGACCGUGUUUGUAGUCGUAAUAGUAAAUGUAAGAAAUCGGACCAUCCUGUGCAGCGGCGACUUAGCAGCAGCCGCCGCCCGCGUUGGCAUGUGGCGCG
Saprolegnia parasitica CBS 223.65 is the source of this 1985-nucleotide messenger RNA. RefSeq lists its product as hypothetical. The record is from RefSeq and is a predicted model, not a curated record. The transcript has 2 exons. Lineage: Eukaryota; Oomycota; Saprolegniomycetes; Saprolegniales; Saprolegniaceae. The coding region runs from base 62 to 1879 and encodes 605 amino acids.